CACACAAAACAACAGGAUUAACCUGACUGAAUAAUGCCUCAUUAUUAUCAGCAUAUUUGAUUUGUAACGAAACCUCACCCACGGAUCAAUAUAGGUUAACAAACUCAGACAUGCAGAAUACCGUUCUACCUCCUAUAGUUUACUGUUUGCAUUGGGUUUAUUUACCUUAGACGUAUUUAACAAAUUAGCAUAAUAUAGUCUACAUAGGCGGAAACUUGACCGUAGCAAGGCGGGACAUAAGUCGUCUUAUUGAGGUGUUUCCAACUUCCCGAUUCACCUGUCCUGGCGGUGUCAGCGGUGACAUGUUUUCUGAAGAUGCCUAAAGAUAGCCUAUCCGGAAAAAUAAUAUUUUUUAAGACACUGUAAAACAGACCGCAGCCAGCCUAAAUAUGGAAAGUUUAACUAGCCUGAGGCGGUCCUCUAUGAAGACCCAACUCGUUAGUGCCAUUGAGCUGGAGGAAGUCGAGAUGGAGGAGGACAAGAAGGAUUCUCCUCAAAAAGUCCAAGAGACACUGACUUACAGUGUUGAGGAGGCGGUGGAGACCAUAGGCUUUGGUCGCUUCCAUGUUCUGUUGUUUGUCAUCAUGGGCAGUGCCAAUAUAGCGGAGGCAAUGGAGAUCAUGUUGCUGGCUGUGGUGUCUCCAGAGAUCCGCUGCGAGUGGCAUCUUGAAGAUUGGGAGGUGGCUCUGGUUUCGACGAUGGUGUUUGCAGGCUUCAUGGUGUGUGGAGUGCUGAGUGGAUAUGUGGCGGAUAGAUAUGGGCGCUGGAAGGUGGUGUUCGGUGGUUCUUUGUGGGCAGCAUAUUUUUCCCUGCUCACGUCCUUCUCUCCAUCCUAUGGAUGGUUCAUCUUCCUGCGCCUGAUGGUGGGCUGUGGUGUGGCCGGGUGCUCCCAGGGGUUUGUCCUAAAAACUGAGUUCAUCCCUGCUAGCUAUAGAGCCUACCUGUUACCUCUUGCCUCAGUCUUCUGGAUGAUAGGCUCCAUGCUCAUCAUCGUCCUGGGGAUGACUGUGGUUCCCACAAUGGGCUGGCGUUGGAUGAUUCGCCUGUCCGUCAUACCCAGUGUCUUUAUCCUUAUUCUUUUCCAGUUUAUACCAGAAUCUGCACGCUACAACGUGUCAGCAGGGAAUAUUCAGGCUGCCGUGGAAACGCUCCAACGCAUCGCAAAGAUGAACAGGGCCUCCCUCCCACCAGGACGUCUUGUGGAACCACUAGUGGAAGAGAGGGGCAGUUGGCGUCUCCUGAUCAGUCCAACAUACAGGAGGACUUCCCUUCUAUUGUGGUAUGCAUGGUUUGUGGCGUCCUUCUCUUACUACGGCUCUGUGCUGGGCAGCUCUGAACUGCUGGAGAAGAACCUGCUUUGUGUGACGGACGCCGACGCAGAGCAUCAGCAGAAACACCGCCAUCCAGAGGACGGGACGUGCUACUGCAUCCCCUUCGGAUUUGCCGACUACCAAACCCUGCUCAUUAGCUGUCUGGGGGAGGUCGCCCUCAUCCCUAUGAAUAUAUGCAUGUUGAACGUGUUUGGGAGGAAGAUGAGCCUCGUGCUCCUGGAGCUCAUGGCAGCCGUGUUCUUCAUGCUGGUCAACAUCUGCUCCACCAUGUUUGGUUUUACCAUUCUGCUUUUCUUGGUCCGGUCUCUGGUCUCUAUGAAUUUCAAUGUGGUUUAUAUUUAUACUGCAGAGGUGUAUCCAACUGCAGUGCGGUCUCUAGGUCUGGGCUUCUGUACUUCUUUUAGCCGAAUUGGAGGCAUGGUCGCCCCCUUCAUAGCACAGGUGUUGAUGUCACAUUCCGUGAUGUUGGCUAUGAUGCCAUUUGCUUUGGCCUGUGUGCUCUGUGCCGUUGGGACCUUUCUGUUGCCUAUCGAGACAAAGGGACGGGCGCUACUGCAAAGUUCCUGACCGGUGUUGUCAAUAUGUACAUGUCCUCUUUUAAUACAUUCCUGUAAAUUAAAAGCUUUAUACUUUUGUCAA
Molecule: messenger RNA, 1970 nt
Organism: Esox lucius (northern pike)
Lineage: Eukaryota; Metazoa; Chordata; Actinopteri; Esociformes; Esocidae
Gene: svopl
Product: SVOP-like
Exons: 16
Coding region: 390-1898 (502 amino acids)
Biological process (GO): transmembrane transport
Cellular component (GO): membrane
Molecular function (GO): transmembrane transporter activity
Source: RefSeq, a predicted model, not a curated record